CGUCUCCUCUAGGCUGUUGCUAUACCCUCAGAUGGCCGCCGACCCCAUUCAUGGCCACCCGCGCUGGGCCUUGGUGCUGGUGGCUGUAUCUGUGGGUUAUUUCCUGGCUGACGGAGCCGACAUGCUGCAGAACCAGACCUUGGGCCAGGCCUGGGAUCUUCUCUGUCACCAUUUGGCGGUAGUGAGCUGCCUCGGCACCGCCAUUCUGUCCGACCACUAUGUGGGCUUCUCUGUGGUGUCUCUGCUCCUCGAGCUGAACUCCGCCUGCCUGCACCUAAGAAAGUUGCUGCUGCUUUCUCGCCAGGCCCCAUCCUUGGCCUUCAGUGUGGCCAGCUGGGCCACCCUGGCCACCCUGGCCCUCUUCCGCCUGGCACCACUGGGGUGGAUGAGCCUGUGGUUGCUCCAGCACCACCACCAGGUGCCUCCUGCUCUGGUUGUCCUUGGUGGCACCGGGCUGGCCACUGUGGGAGCCAUGAGCAUCUCACAGGGUGUUCGCAUUUUGAUCAGUGAUGUCCUGCGGCCUCGGCCUCAUUCAUCCAACCCUGGGCACAGGGAAACUAGGGUCACCAGGACAUGCGAUGGGGAGCCUGCCACCAAGGAUGGUUCCCCUCUCGGCCUGAAAGACUAGGAAGAAGCCUCGGGUUCUUCUUCUGCCAGUCUUGAGGGAGGUCGGACCGGGACAAGGAGAUGAUGGUCUUCAAUGCACAGCCCCCCAUUGGGGUAAGGACUGGACUGGAUUUUCAGUAUCUCAGUUCCUCUUCCAGCAAGUUCAUACCCCUCCCCCACGCCUAGGAUCUGAGAAGCAAUGCUAAUGUUGGUGGGUGGCUGGGAGUCUGGGCUAACGUUCAUUGCAUUUCAUCAUCAGAUAACGUUCGUUGCAUUUCAUCAUCAGGUAAUUAGUCCUCUCCAGAAAACUAAUUCAAGAGGUACAGCCAGUGCUACCAAUGAAGGGUGGCAGGACCCCUGAGACUGAACGUAACUGGCAAGGGGAACAGAAACCCUUUGCUUUAGCACCGGGACAGAUGAGGGAAGGUAAAGUCUCACUAGGAGUAGAGAUCUGGUAUGGAGCGGGGUAAGGCCAGAGGGAAGAGAGAGCUCACCUAUGACCAAAUUCUGGCAGUGGGAGGGGAACACCAUGGGUGCUAUCUGUAGCCAGUAGUUAUGUAGACAUACCAGCUGCUAAGAGACCAAAGACCGGGGUCAUGGAGAUUGCUGCUGAUAUUUCUGGUUCUCAAAACCCCACUGUUGUGUUUGUACUUCACCUGAGUCCUACUG
Myotis lucifugus (little brown bat) is the source of this 1275-nucleotide messenger RNA. It is a transcript of the gene TLCD2, whose product is annotated as TLC domain containing 2. Bases 32 to 628 code for a protein of 198 amino acids. Lineage: Eukaryota; Metazoa; Chordata; Mammalia; Chiroptera; Vespertilionidae. The record is from RefSeq and is a predicted model, not a curated record. Gene Ontology annotation, biological process: membrane assembly; plasma membrane organization; phospholipid homeostasis. The transcript has 3 exons. Gene Ontology annotation, cellular component: plasma membrane.